Messenger RNA from Colletotrichum spaethianum, 1626 nucleotides. Its product is annotated as lactose permease. The record is from RefSeq and is a predicted model, not a curated record. Gene Ontology annotation, biological process: carbohydrate transport; transmembrane transport. Gene Ontology annotation, molecular function: carbohydrate:proton symporter activity. Lineage: Eukaryota; Fungi; Ascomycota; Sordariomycetes; Glomerellales; Glomerellaceae. The transcript has 5 exons. Bases 1 to 1626 code for a protein of 541 amino acids. Gene Ontology annotation, cellular component: membrane.
AUGGAGAAGCCCACUUCGGCCACAGAGUAUCACAUCGAGGCGUCGACCUCCGCUUUCGACAACGAUAAUAGCGAAAAACCAACCAACCGCCAAAGAAAGCAAGUCAACGUUCAGUCUGUUGCGCUCGCGGAUGCUAUAGCCAAGGAUCAACCUAAUUACAAGUCAUUGAGCCAGCUCAAACUGUAUGCCAUGAUGGCACUCUGCGUUCUGAACGGCGUGAUGAACGGCUAUGAUGGAUCAGUUAUGAGCGCCAUCAACGCCAUGGACCCUUUCCAGGACCGCUUCAAGAUCGGCACGACCGGCGAGUUGAACGGUGCUGUGUUUUCCAUUUACACCGUCGGCAACAUUGUCGGCAGUUUGGCUUGCGGUUACUUCAUGGACCGAUGGGGCCGUCGUGCCUGCAUGUUCUCCGGUGCCUCUUCAAUCAUCAUCGGGUCCGUCCUUCAGGCCAGCAGCUAUCAGCUUCCCCAGUUUUUUGUUGGUCGCUUUGUCGUCGGUGUUGGAACUCCCAUGUGCGCAACUUCUGCACCCGUGUUUCUUGUCGAGAUGGCCUACCCUACCUGGCGAGGACUGGCUGGUGGGCUAUACAAUGUUCUUGGUUGGUAUAUCGGCGCGAAUGUCGCUGCAUGGACCUGUUACGGCACCAAUUUCAUUCCUAAUGAUUGGGCGUGGCGCAUCCCCUACAUUGUGCAGCUCACUCCAGCCACCAUUGUCGUUUCCGUAGUCUGGUUUCUCCCAGAGAGCCCUCGCUGGCUCUGGUCGCAGGGGCAGAAAGAGAGAGCAACAGCCAUCUUAACUAAGUACCACGGCAAUGGUAACCCUCAUUCGGCUCUCGUUAAACUAGAGCUUGAUGAAAUCCAGGACUCUCUAGCGGCAGAGCUUGAACUAAAGAAUGGCCAUUGGAACUACAAGGCCCUCGUCGAUAACAGACCUAAUCUGUAUCGGAUGUGGCUUAUCAUGCUCGUAGCCGUGAUGGCUAUGUUCAUCGGUGGCAGCGUCAUUUCUUACUAUGUAUUGUUUAUGGUUAAGGGUGUCGGUAUCACUGACUCGAGCCGUCAGCUGCUCAUUAACGGACUCAAUACGGUCACAUCCUUCAUCGCCGGUAUCUUUGGGUCGUUCUUUGUCGACAAAGUUGGCCGACGUCCUCUAUUCCUAUGGGGCACUCUACUUACCGGCUUGGUAUACGUACCAAUCAACGUGCUGGCGGCGAGGGCCGAGCAGUUCGAUAAGAAUGGAGGCACUAUACCUACAGCGCAGUCAUAUGCGUUUAUUGCCAUGGUAUUCAUGUACGGUAUCUUCUGGUCCUUUUGCUGGACCCCACUACAGGCUUUGUAUCCGGCCGAGAUUCUUAACAACGGCUUUAUCUCUGGCGUUGCCAGCUUCAUCAACACCUACGGAACUUCUGUCGCCCUCAAGCACAUCGGCUGGAAGACAUACACCAUCUUUCUGGUUCUGCACUUUGUUCAUCUCGGCUUGAUGUACAUGUACUGUGUGGAGACGAAGGAGCGGACCUUGGAAGAGCUCGAAGAGAUUUUCAACGAUCCCAAGCCGGUCAAGAGAAGCUUGCAAAAGACUUGGGUUGUCAUUGACGACGGUCUGGGAGUAAAGAUCAAGGACGCUACUUGA